This is a messenger RNA of Cherax quadricarinatus, 652 nucleotides long. Lineage: Eukaryota; Metazoa; Arthropoda; Malacostraca; Decapoda; Parastacidae. The record is from RefSeq and is a predicted model, not a curated record.
GGGGCCCUACUGUAUAUUGUGACUUCAGUCAGAGGUCCUCUUCAGUAGACUGAGGUUGAAAUAUAUAUCUUUUAUUUUUUUUACCGGUUGUUGCAUCUAAAUGCGUUCUCACCCUUCAUUGAUCACCGUUUAUGACAAAUUUGUCAAAACAUAUACGUUGUCUAAUUAUUUUUUGCACACUUACAGUAUAUUGGAAAUCAUCAAUGCAUCACGAAGCAUCUCGACACCCAUUAUCACGGCUAAACUGGAAAACGACACUGAUCCAGAGAAAGCUCGACAGGUUAAAGGGCGUAUCGAGAAGACCUUACUGGGUGAAGUGUGUGAGUACGUGGAGGAAGUCUUCUUACCUGAUGACUGUUUCCUGCUGUUAAAACUUGCAAUGGACCGCAUAAGACUCUUGAAGUUGGAAGUUGAUGCUCAUUCUAUUAAAUACUCAAUCUGCACUUCAAAACUAAAGGUGAAGGAAAUGGAUGUUUGUGUUGAGUCUGACACCAUUAUAACAGUGAGAGCAUCCAGGACCAAGGCUUCUUCCAUGUACUACCAGCUGCAGCAUCUCAAACAACACAUUAUUAAAGUUAUCAUUAAGGGUUUGCCUUCAGUCAACCGUGCAGUUAUUAAUCAAGUAAGUAGUGUAUAAUGUAUGAUCACAUAA